Molecule: messenger RNA, 1077 nt
Organism: Cladocopium goreaui
Lineage: Eukaryota; Dinophyceae; Suessiales; Symbiodiniaceae
Source: the annotation of a GenBank genome assembly
AUGGGCUCGAGCAGGAAAAAAAGAAAAGCGGACAGUGAAGAGAACAACAUCAGCAAGGCUGAAACACCCGCACCAGAUCACUCAUCUAUCGAGGAUGAGUUUGGUUCUACCUACGAGGCGGUCUGGGCUGAUGAAUUGAUUUUCCAGGAGAAAACAAAGUACCAGGAUUUGGCUGUCUUCCGCAGCAACAGUUAUGGUGUUUGCCUAUGUUUGGACGGCGUUAUUCAAAGCACUGAGAAAGAUGAACAUAUCUACCAUGAGCGCUUGGUCCAUGUCCCACUGCUACUUUGCCCAAAGCCACGUCGCGUCGUGAUUUGUGGCGGUGGCAAUGGAGGUGCUGCUCGAGAAGUUCUGAAGCACAAAAGUGUGAAAGAAGUCUUUCUCAUAGAGAUUGAUCCAGCAGUUCGAAAUGCAGCAAAGAGGUUCAUACAGUCGCAGUCUGCUGCCUUGUCUGACUCUCGCGUGACAACUAUAUUUGCAGAUGCGUGCAACUUUGAGAAAUGGCCCGAGGGUUGUUUCGAUGUCAUCAUCGUGGACAGCACGGACAUGGGAACUACUGCCGGAAGGAGCGACCAUUUGUGGAGCCAGGCCUUCUUUGAAGGAUGUCUCAGUCGGCUGCAGCCAAGUGGGCAAUUGUCUACUCAACUGGGCGCGUGCGUAGUGGGUACAAGACAUAUUGGAUUUAGCCAAGCUGCAAGCAACGGCGUCUCGACGUUGCGAGCAGCAGGCUUCGGCUCAGUGCGACCAUAUGUUGCAGAAAUUGAAUCGUACGGCGGGUUUGCAAUCUUUUGCUUGGCUGCCAAAGAGCGGACUGCGAAAGAGAAGCAAAUCUGUCGAGGAGGUGGUCAGGUAGGAAUGGCUGAUAGCUUUACUUCACCUGUGCCAGAUUUGAAGGAAGUUGACUGGAAAGCAAGAGCAAGUGCACGGGGCCUUCCAGGAAGCACGAAGGUAAGCUUCGAGGAUAUCACCGCCUGUUUUACACUUCCAGCCUUCAUGGCGCACGAGUUUGAAGAAGCUUUGAGCCAUGCAAGUGGAUCGAAGAGGGAAAAACAAAAAACUGCCAUUCGCCGAACGUGA